AUGAAAGUUUUUAAUACAAAGCUUCAAACGGUAGUGAGAGAACAACUGACUGCGGAAGGGCAUCCAUUACCUUCAGAAGUUACCAUAGCAUAUAAUUUUGAAACAAACUCAAUAGAUUUUAAAGUCAUCUCUGCAAAGAAGUCAGGUUUUACAUUUAAUGAAGCAGAUGUAUAUUCGAAUGAAAACUUCAAAGCUAUUGCAUGGUUAGAUAAUGACGAUUGCUUUAAGAAAAUAUUUAAAUACAGUGACUCAACGAUGUCAAUAGAUGACCUUCGUGGAAUGUUACCAUCGACGUUUACAGUUGAAGGUUCAGCAGGAUUGCUUACAAGAUUGUCAAUUGGUGGUAUUUGGUCUCGUGAGAACAUUGUUAUAAAAUCCAGUAUAAGUGAAUUUGCUGAAGAAUCUAUAUUAUGUCUUUCAAACUACAUGUAUUCGCCGCCGAAGCAUUAUAGUAUAACAAACUUUGUCAGUAAGUUUAACAUAAGACUUGUCGAACCUUCUUCAAUGAAAGAUGUUGUGCUACCCAAAGACGGAAAGGAUGGACUCAUUAUUGAGAUGAUUUUAAUUGCAUAUUAA
Molecule: messenger RNA, 576 nt
Organism: Trichomonas vaginalis G3
Lineage: Eukaryota; Parabasalia; Trichomonadida; Trichomonadidae
Exons: 1
Coding region: 1-576 (191 amino acids)
Source: RefSeq, a predicted model, not a curated record